AUGAAGAAUACGCGCGCGAUGCAGUCGACCACCCUGGCUCUGGCGGGAACAACGAUGCCCAGCAUCAGGUCCAGUGCCAGCCGAUCAUCCAUCGCGCUUAGGCGGGAAGCCCUGACCCCGUCCCUUCAGCCCUUCGCUUUUCCUGUCCACGAGGGCGGCAACAGGAUCCAAGACACCUCUGUCAACAUGAGCAUCGGCGACACGCACAUCACCUACCAGUAUCCCAGCCGUGGGAUCCCUGAGCUGAAGUACGGUACGUGUGACAUCGCUGUCGAGCUCGACAAGCUACGCAGGAGUCAGGCAGUGCUCCAGAAGACCCGUCUCCAAUCGACGGAGGACAGCGACAAAGGGACCAAGGAGAGGGCCGCACUCGAUGGCAUGCUUGAGUACUACGCGGAUGCGAUCUCGUCGGUACAGAAGACCUUCCUGCCAUACAGCAAGUUCGCUGAGGAGGGAUGGCAAUUCAUUGAGCUGCACGAUGCCAUCAAACAGGCGGAGCCGGACGUGCGAGACAUCCUCACCCAAGCGAUGGAGGUCUUGACCAACACCAUGCGAGAUGUGAAAGAGGCUCAGACGGCGUACAACAUCCUGCAGGGUCAUCACGCCAAGUGGAGCGCGGGCAGGACUGCUGCAGAGUGCAGCGAUGAGAGUCUCGCAUGUCCUCCGUCAAGCAUGCAGCUUUCUACGUCUGACGAUGCCAAGUCGAGGAUGAUCGCGCGCAUCCAAACGAGGAGCAAACGAUUGUCGUCCAUGGCGAUCGAAGACGAGUCGGCUGCUGGGGGGGUUCUCGCUGCUAUCGCCAGCUUGUGUCCGUGA
Molecule: messenger RNA, 816 nt
Organism: Dioszegia hungarica
Lineage: Eukaryota; Fungi; Basidiomycota; Tremellomycetes; Tremellales; Bulleribasidiaceae
Exons: 1
Coding region: 1-816 (271 amino acids)
Source: RefSeq, a predicted model, not a curated record